Molecule: messenger RNA, 705 nt
Organism: Naegleria gruberi
Lineage: Eukaryota; Heterolobosea; Eutetramitea; Acrasida; Naegleriidae
Exons: 1
Coding region: 1-705 (234 amino acids)
Source: RefSeq, a predicted model, not a curated record
AUGCCAUCCAGCACAACAACAACCGUGGAGAACAUUAUCAAAGUCAAAACCUUUGCUCAUGCUUUGAAUCAACAGGACACGGAUUUUGCAAUAUUAUUUAGACAUGUAUAUUGUUUAUUUAAUAGAACACUGUGUUACUCACAUGAUACUGUUUGUCCCAAAGGUUUCUUCAUUACAGAUGCUGUUGGCAAAAGUAUUAAUUUGUUUUUCGUGUUGGAUACACCAAGAUUAGCUUCCGAAGCUAACUUACUCAUUGAAUCAUCUAACCAUCUCCUUCAUGGAUUUGUAAAUAUCAUGGUUAGGAUUACAUCACAGAGUUUCACUUCUAAUAGUAUUAAUAAUAGUUGUAAUAUGAACAUUCAACACAACAAUACAAAUAAUAAUAACUCAUUACGGCCCAGCAACGACAGAGUUGCCAUUGUUCCAUUCAUCGACGAAGAUCAUCAACAACAGGAUCCUUCAAUGAAACUUUUCGAAAACUCAAUCUUUUCUACUGACAUUAGUCUGAAAACGUUUUGUGAAGAGUAUAUUAGAGCUGUUAAUAACAAGGCAGCUGUUCAACACAUUCUGGGAUUCUUCAGAGAAAUUUCAGAAUCUAUUGGCUCUUCUGAUCGAUUCAAGAUUGAAAUCUUUAAGAAUUGCACCUGCAGAUCAUUUGUUGGUGAUUUUUAUACAGUUUCUAGAGAUAUACUGAGGUAUGGUUGA